GAACAAACUCGAGUAAUGCUCUCGUGCCGGGGCAAUGGCUACAUCAACGCGAGUCUCAUGUAUGAUCACGACCCACGAAAUCCUUCUUACAUUGCGGCUGAGACACCCCUACUGGGAACUGUUACCGACUUUUGGCAGAUGGUGUGGGAGCAGUUUGCUGUUGUGGUUGUCUGUCUUGAGCCAGAGUCGUCACUGAAGCAGGUGACGGAGGAUCCCUUCAACAUCACUUACCCGGAGGGCGGUGAUGUGGUGUCGCAGGCCCGCUAUUGGCCCCCAGAGGGUUCAAUGACCUUCGGCAAAUUUGAGGUUCGGCUGGUAUCAGAACACAGAACCUGCAGUGACUACAUAACACGUUCCUUCUACCUGAAGGAGCGCGACACAGGUGAAACCAGGACCGUCACUCAGUUCCAUUUCCUUAGCUGGGCCUCGGACACUCCUUCUUGCGACGCUAAAACUUUGCUGGAAUUCAGGAGGAAAGUGAACAAAUCAUUCAGAGCGAAAAACAGCCCCGUGGUUGUCCAUUGCAGGGACGGCUCGAGCAAGACUGGGACCUAUCUGCUACUGGAUCUUGUUCUCAGUCGAAUCAACAAGGGCGUUAAGGAGUUGGACGUGGCAGCGUCUCUCGAGCACCUUCGAGAUCAGCGCCAGGGCAUGAUCCAAACGAAGGGUCAAUUUGAGUUUGUUCUCGCUGCGAUCGCUGAGGAGGUGAACAUGAUGCUAAAUUCUACCAUCGCUUCAGCUCCCUAA
This is a messenger RNA of Mesocestoides corti, 747 nucleotides long. The record is from the annotation of a GenBank genome assembly. Lineage: Eukaryota; Metazoa; Platyhelminthes; Cestoda; Cyclophyllidea; Mesocestoididae.